AUGGCGCCGCUCAACACGGCUUGCCCUCUCUCUGGCCCGGUGCGGCGACGGCUCAAAGCGAAUCGAAUGGAUCAGUCGGCCGCCGUCGAUGUCACGGACGCCGUCAGCCGCAUCGAGGCGGCAGCCGCCUCCAUCCCUAUCCACGUUGCCCGGCGUCCGGGGCCAGCGGCCGCCGAGGUCCUCGCCAGGGCAUACGAGAAGGCGACCGCCGGCACGAGUACGUGGUAUCGCACCGGCAAGCGUGCCCUCCACCAGCCGCAGCUCGAGCGGUUCGUGGGCGAGCUGACGCACUACCUCGACAACGUCACCGCGAUUGUGGAGCUGGGCGCUGGGAAGGGCCUCCUUGGGAGGGUGCUGCAAGACGUCAGUGCGAUCUCUCGGGGUGACAGGGGUGCGCUGCCGCUAGUCGCCAUCGAGCAGCGGGAGUGCCCCACCUACGACUCCCGCGAGCACGACGUGACCAGGCUGAACGGCACGUCGGUCGCCCAAGGCUUCGUCCUCGACGACAAGAUCCCGCACGGCGCGCUGGUGAUUGCAAAGCACUUUUGCGGGAACGCGUCCGACGAGGCUGUCCGGCUGAUCCUCGCCAGCGAGCGGGUCGCCCUCGCCGCCCUCGCGCCGUGCUGCCACCCAGCCAUGCAGUGGGAUGCGUUCUGCGCGCGCGAGGCCAAAGGCCCGCUCGGCGCCCUUCUGACGGAGGCGCACUUCCCCGCGCUCGGCGCCGACAGCUGCUACCGGGCCGGCCGUGCGGCGCGGGUCGUCCUCGAGGCGGCGCGGCUGCAGCAGCUGGCGGCCGCCGGCUUCUCGACCGCCCUCGUCGAGUACGCGCCAGACAACCUGAUCCUGCUCGCCGCCCGGCCGAGCAGCUCCCUCGAGCGCGGUCUCGGCCCGCUCAUCCAGACGCCGCGCCCGAGCGGCCUGCACCUGCCGCCGAGCGGGGUGGAGCUGCGCGAGCGCGGCGAGCGCGCGAUCGAGUCGGCUCCCUCGGCCGGCGGCGGCGCCAGCACCCUCGCGCCGUGCGUGGUUGCGGGCGGGGAGGCGGAGGCCGUGCUCAAGGCUCUGAUGGCGUCGGAGGUCCUUUGCCGCUCGAUCGACCAGAUCACCCCGUACGACCGCUCGGCUUGCGUCGCCCAUUCCAGGCUUUCGGCGGAGGCGGACGCGGCGGCCGUCGCGCUGCCACGCGACAGCCUCGCCGGCCGCGGGCAGACCUUGGCUGAGCUUGCCGACAGGUGGGUGGCCGGGGAGCUGCAUCGUGCCGGCGCGGCGGUGUCGCCCUCCGCCUUCAGCCACACGCUCUUCGAGGUUGCGGAGAGGCACCCGCGGUGCGACCCGAGGGGGAAGCGGAUCGGCGUCGUCGCCACCUCGAAGGGGUCGGCCGAGGGGCGCGCCUAUGAGGCGGUGCUGUCUGCGCUGCAUGCCACCGUGGACGUCAUCCCGGAACGCACCGCCGAAGAGUCCGGGGCGGCGCCAGCGAAGCACGCAUACGACAUGCUCAUCGUGGCCAUCGAUCGCGGGGAUGUGCCGGCGGUGGCCGCCACACACCGCGAGCUGCUGAAGCCGGACGGCGUGCUGUGCGCGCGAGCAAAGCUUGGGGCGCAGGCGCGCGGGCGGCGGAUCACGGAGCAGCUGCUGGCUUCGUGGCGCAAGCACGCCUUCCCGACGCCGACCGUGCGGCACCUUCUCGCCGACAAGGAGACUGAUAGAACCAUAAUCGUUGAGCUCUGA
Messenger RNA from Emiliania huxleyi CCMP1516, 1725 nucleotides. RefSeq lists its product as hypothetical. The transcript is spliced from 9 exons. NCBI's taxonomy places the organism in Eukaryota, Haptophyta, Isochrysidales, Noelaerhabdaceae. Gene Ontology annotation, biological process: tRNA methylation. Bases 1 to 1725 code for a protein of 574 amino acids. The record is from RefSeq and is a predicted model, not a curated record.